CACACAGAGAGAGGAAAAGGAAGAAAGGAAAAACAAAAACCCUAGUUGUACUUUUUCUGGCUUUUCUUCCUUCCUUUCUAUCUUCCCAUCUUUCACUCUAGCAACAAGAAAUCGUAGGUUUUGGGCUUUUGAACAGAUUGUAAUAGGUUUAGAAGCCGUGAGAAUCUGCUUGUCUCCCAGCAACGAGAAGCUGAAGCAGUAGAAAAAAGAAGAGGAACUGAAUCCGUACUCCAGUAGCUUACUUGCACCACCAAACAUAUGCCAAGCUCUGCCGUUGAUUCUAUCCACAUGACCCAUCUUCAAAACAAGAGUAAAAGAGCUGAUUGAAGACCCUAAAACAGAUCAGAGAGAGAGAGAUGCAGUCUGGUUAUGGAGUUCCAGAGAUUCAGCAAUUCAUGGUGGACAGCUGUUGUUCUUCUCUGUUAUCUAUCUCCCAUGAAAGCUCCCAUCCACAAAAGCAUCUCCAGCAGCAGCAGAACCAUCAGCAGCAGCAGCAGCAGCAGCAGCAGAGACUUCUUCCUUUUCAUCCCUUCCCAAUAACACAGCACUUCUUCCAGCAGAACUACCAAUUCCAAGCCUUUCAGCAGCAGCAGCAACGGCGACUGCACCAGCAGCUUGGCCUCGAGCAAGAGCCUGGCCCACCCGAGAACUUGAAUUCGCCUUCCGGGGUCGUCGGCCCUUUCAUCACUGCGAAUUUCAAGCUGGCGGUGAAUGAGAACAGCAGCGGCCAUGAUCCAAUGCUUAGCGGCAGCAGAGGUGGAGGAGGAGAAGAUGAUUCAGAAAGUCGAGCCGCGGGUGUCGCCGUUCUUCCAUGGCAGCAUAGAGAAGAAGAUUCUGCCAUUAAAGAACCUUUCUGGAAACCUUUCGAUAUAGAAUUCAUCAACAAACACAACAAAAGAUGCAAAGAGAAGGUUGAGAGCCCAAGCAAAUUAUCCAAAAAAGGGGAUGAAGGGAAUGAAAACGAAGAAGGUAAGAGCAGUGCCAGCAAUUUCGGACUCUUUGGUGAGCUUGAAGCCAUCUACGCCCAUGGCAGCAGCGGUGGUGGUGGCAACACCCAAGCAGGCUCCGGGUCAGCUCUUACCGGCGACAACCACCCUACAUCUGCCGCAGCACAGGGACCCACAGGCGGGCCACGGAGCAGCAGCAUUGAUCAUGGGUCGGAGACGUCAGCCGGAGAAGAAGCCUCUUUGAAGAAGCUUCAAAAGAUCCGAAGAAGGAAGAAGAGAAAGCAGAUGAGUUCAAUUGCUGCCUUCUUUGAGACCCUUGUCAAACAGUUGAUAGAUCAUCAGGAGAGCCUGCACCAGAAGUUUCUGGAGGUGAUGGAAAGGAGAGAUCAGGAGCGUAUGGAUAGGGAGGAGAAUUGGCGGCAGCAAGAGGCGGAAAAAUCGAGCCGUGAGGCCAUGGCAAGAGCUCAAGAACAAGCUAUUGCCGCUAGUAGAGAGGCUGCCAUAGUUUCCUUCUUGGAGAAAAUCACAGGCGAAAGCAUCAAUCUUCCAACAACAGCAAAGACUCAGUUCUCAAUUCGGUCCCAAUUCCAUGAAGAAUCUCAGAAAGAAGAAAACCACGUCGAACAAUCCAAUGUCGUCAACACCACCAUCACCACCAAUGAGAACACAAACAACAACAACAACAACAACAACAACAAUAUCAACAGCUUGAAUACAAGGAGAUGGCCUAAAGCAGAAGUCCAGGCCUUGAUUCGAGUUCGAAGUGGGUUGGAAUCAAGGUUCCAAGAACCAGGCCUAAAAGGACCUCUCUGGGAAGAAGUAAGCUCUUCAAUGGCGGCAUUGGGAUACCAAAGGAGUUCCAAGAGGUGCAAAGAGAAGUGGGAAAACAUUAAUAAAUACUUCAGGAAGACCAAAGACAGUGCAAAGAAGCGUUCCCAACACUCCAAGACCUGCCCUUACUUCCAUCAACUGGAUCAACUCUACUCCAAAUCACUCAAGCCGUCGGUUGUCUCUGCCACUGCUGAGAGAAAAGAUAAUUCAGAGUUACUAGAUUCCAUUGUUGUCCCGACGGAUCCCGGCAGCGGGCAAAACCCAAAUAUUGAAUUUGUUCAAGAGCAGCUCGGAAUGCACUCUAGCUUCAAAUUCCAUGAAAUGGGGUCUGUGAGAUUGGAUUUCUGCGAUGGUAAUGCUAAGGCCAGGAAUGAGCUGUUUGGAUUUGAGCAGGAAGAAGAGAAUGAAGAUGAGGAGGAUGAGGAAGGUGAGGAUGAUGAAGAUGAGGAGGAAGGAGAAGGAGAAGGAGAAAAUCAAGAACAUGUGAGAGAGGAGCAUCCACAAAAGUCUGUGUUCUUUUCGCCUUGAGUAGUAGAUUCAAUGCCAGUUCUCUUGUCUGCGACUUUUGAGUUUUGAGUAUCACCAUCAACCAUGAAAUUCUGCAUAUUUAUGAUAGAUAGAUGGAUAGAUAGAGUAUAUUCCAAUAAUGAAAUAAAUGAAUGAAUUGGCAGUA
Messenger RNA from Magnolia sinica, 2451 nucleotides. Its product is annotated as trihelix transcription factor DF1-like. The record is from RefSeq and is a predicted model, not a curated record. Lineage: Eukaryota; Viridiplantae; Streptophyta; Magnoliopsida; Magnoliales; Magnoliaceae. The coding region runs from base 357 to 2306 and encodes 649 amino acids. The transcript is spliced from 2 exons.